ACCUUUUUUAAAUAAAAGAAACACAUUCAAGUAGUUAGAGUUUAUUUAAAAUGGCUAGAUAUGAAGUAGAUUCAGAGGAAGCCUAUACGGCAUAUUUAAGUGGACAACAAGUUGACGAACUAUAUCGAUCCAAGGAAGAUCAUCAGUGUAUUCCACCACCACCUCCACAGUUCUAUACAACAAGAUCCGGAUUAACAUGUCGUCGAUAUUAUUGUCAAGUUUGUGGUCCACUGGCUAGAACAAAUUUAAAAACUGGUCCAGCAUGUAUUAAAUACAUUGGAAAACUCCAACGUCAGAUGGAUUGGAUUUCAGGAACAACAUUGCCCGAUGCUUUGACACGAUCACGUGAAGCGAUGGUUCGCCAUAGUCAUUAGUAUCAUUUUGAAUAAGGACAAAAUUUAUCAGUGUAUCAGAAUCUGCUAACUGAAAAUGUUUUUUGGUAUUUGUUAGAUUUUGUUUUCUUUCUGGCUCAUUCAACAAGAAGAGAUGAGCAUUAAACUUUUACAGAAACAUGAAAAAUGCCGAGAUUUCAUGACUAAUUUAUUCCGAUUCAUUUGUAAGAAAACAUACAAACUGCUUAUUACGUUAA
Molecule: messenger RNA, 589 nt
Organism: Trichobilharzia szidati
Lineage: Eukaryota; Metazoa; Platyhelminthes; Trematoda; Strigeidida; Schistosomatidae
Source: the annotation of a GenBank genome assembly